Leptopilina boulardi is the source of this 2748-nucleotide messenger RNA. It is a transcript of the gene wg, whose product is annotated as protein Wnt-1. Gene Ontology annotation, biological process: multicellular organism development; cell fate commitment; neuron differentiation. Gene Ontology annotation, molecular function: frizzled binding; cytokine activity. The transcript has 4 exons. Gene Ontology annotation, cellular component: extracellular region. Lineage: Eukaryota; Metazoa; Arthropoda; Insecta; Hymenoptera; Figitidae. The coding region runs from base 775 to 1971 and encodes 398 amino acids. The record is from RefSeq and is a predicted model, not a curated record.
ACGCGUGCAGUCGAUAGUCGAGAACUAUACUUGAGAGUAUCGUCAAUGUGCGUUGUACAGACCGGUUUGUACUGAAAGUCAUUGAAAUUCGAAGAAACUCGCUUUGCAGUGAUCAAAUUAAUUUAAUUAAUUAUGUUUCAAGGCUUAUUGUGCCAAAACUUGACGCCUAAGUGAAUAAGCAAUCGUCGUGUAUUUGAGGCAACAGGUUUCUGGUCAGCAUCUGGGGGCUGGCAAAUAUCUUCUCCCACUACUUUUUGGCUUAAUCAAGGGAAGCACUCCCCCCGAUUUACUCAGGGUGAACAUCUAUGCCACGGGCCAAACGUACUACAGUAAGACACGGGCGUCUUAAGAAUAGAGAACCGUUUUUCUAUAUAUGUGCUCAAGUAACGAUUAAAAUCUUUUAGCUUAAUGAUUAAGAAUAUCUCGUUCUUUCUGCUUUGCACUUAACAUUCUGAAAGUUUCAUCAGCUCUAAUGCAAGAAACGGUCGUGUCGUGCGGAAAAAGUGAUGCUGUUAGCAAAAUAGUCUACAGUUAGAUAUCUGAAUUUUUGUGUCCACUUUUAAAAAUUUUUAAAUGCUGCUUAACGAUUUGUUCGUUGCCUACGUUUCGAAAUGUGUUUUAAGUCUUUAGAAUGAAGCAACUUUCUAGUGCAGUAUAGUAUAUGAAGCAGGAGCAAGUUCGCAAUGUUGAUUCGAAAUUUAAAAUACCUGUGAGUGCUGUUUGGUGAAAUUAUUCAAAGAGAGUAAUAAAUCCCAAGUUAGUGACGAGUUGCUGAUGAACAUGAGGCUUUGGCUGGUACUCGGCGCACUCGCGGUAACGAUGCCCACGUUACCAGCUGAGAUCAGUAGAAAUAAAAACAGAGGUCGAGGAUCUAUGUGGUGGGGUAUUGCAAAAGCUGGAGAGCCAAAUAAUCUAUUACCAAUGUCUCCAACAUCUCUGCAUAUUGAACCAGCAGUUUACGCAACGCUCAGAAGAAAGCAGAGAAGACUUGCGAGAGAAAACCCUGGGGUUCUUAGUGCAGUGAAGAGGGGUGCUAAGCAGGCUAUCCUAGAAUGCCAGCAUCAAUUUCGUAACCGUCGAUGGAAUUGUUCAACUAAGAAUUUUCUUAGGGGAAAGAAUCUCUUUGGCAAAAUCGUCGAUCGAGGAUGCCGAGAGACAGCUUUUAUUUAUGCUAUUACUAGUGCUGCAGUAACACACAGUAUUGCAAGAGCGUGCAGCGAGGGAAGUAUCCAAUCUUGUUCUUGUGAUUAUACACACCAAUCGAGAGCUCCUUCAACAAUUCGGGAUUGGGAAUGGGGAGGAUGCUCCGAUAAUAUUGGUUAUGGAUUUAAAUUCUCUCGAGAAUUUGUUGACACCGGUGAACGUGGACGAAAUUUGCGAGAGAAGAUGAAUCUGCAUAAUAAUGAAGCUGGCAGAGCACACGUUUCUGCAGGAAUGCAUCAAGAGUGCAAGUGUCAUGGUAUGUCUGGUUCCUGUACAGUAAAGACUUGCUGGAUGAGGUUACCAAACUUCAGAGUAGUAGGUGAUAAUCUUAAAGAUCGUUUUGAUGGUGCAUCCAGAGUGAUGAUUAGUAACUCGGAUAGAUUGCGUGAUAAUAGCAAUGCGAUUAUGAGCAAUUCAGCCAGUAAUUCAGUUCAUGGGCAUGGUUUAGGGAGGAAACAUAGAUAUAAUUUUCAAUUAAAGCCAUAUAAUCCAGAACACAAACCUCCGGGGCAAAAAGAUUUGGUGUACCUUGAAUCUUCACCGCCAUUUUGUGAAAAGAACUCUAAACUAGGUAUUCUUGGUACUCAUGGAAGACAGUGUAAUGACACUAGCAUAGGUGUUGACGGUUGUGACCUCAUGUGCUGUGGCAGAGGGUAUAAAUCACAAGAAAUUAUUGUUAUAGAGAGAUGUAAUUGCGUAUUUCAUUGGUGCUGUGAAGUUAAAUGCGACGUUUGUGCGAUAAAGAAAAUGGUACAUACUUGUUUAUGAGGUUAGAUUGUGUCAUCGUUGUCUCUUUUAACUUCUGAUGACAAAAAAAGAGAAAAAAGUAAAAACAAUAUAUAUUUAUACAGCAAAGUCAAUGUAGAGAUAAAUUGUAUCGCUUCAUAGUCUAUAUAAAGCAGACGAGAUUAACCGGUUAAAUCGGUUUCGAGAUUAUUAUUAUUAUUAUUAUUACUAUUAUUAUUAUUAUUAUUAUUAUUAUUAUUAUUAUUAUUAUUAUUAUUUUAUUGUACAACUUGAGUCAAAAGUGUAAUGACACAUAGCUAGUAUAAGGAGAAGAGUUUUUAAUGUUAACUCAGACUCCAACAAUGCCCAGUAUUAUACGAAAUAAAUAACUAUUUAUUACGAUGUUUAUAGACGCGUACUAAAGACUGAACGGGAAAGCAUUUUAUACAUUAUAAUUUAAGCAUUAAGAGAGUAAUUGUCUCGAAAACUAAAUAUUCGAGUUGCCAUUGUAUAUACGAUUGUUAAUAUCUUAUUGUAGUUUCGCAUUCGGCUUUUAUUUUAAGAAACUUCAAGUCUAUAAUGUGUCCUGCGAUAUGUGAACCAAAAGGAUACUUUCGAAUUAAUUUAUUUGACGAGAAGUAAAAAACCAAGUAGUAAUAUAAGUGCAAAAUUGUACAUAGUGAUGUUAAAAAGGAAUUAAAUGUGUAUAUAGACAUAUAAUAUUCUCCAUGCCAGUUGGCUUGUAAAUAUAUUUAACAAUACACAAAAUAAAAAGGCAAUUAAUUAUUUCUUAAAGGAAAUAAAAAUGAAGAAAUUAUA